Messenger RNA from Zootoca vivipara (common lizard), 2839 nucleotides. The record is from RefSeq and is a predicted model, not a curated record. NCBI's taxonomy places the organism in Eukaryota, Metazoa, Chordata, Lepidosauria, Squamata, Lacertidae.
AAAGCAUCCAUGGCAGAUAGCUUAAAAAUCUCCAAGGGAAGGAGAAUCCACCAGCUCCCAAGGGAGACCUUUCCACUGUCGAAGAGCUCUUACUGUCGGAAAGUUCUUCCUGAGGUUUAGUCGGAACCUCCUUUAUUGUAACUUUAAGCCACUAGUUCGAGUCCUGCCCUCCAGAGCAGGAGAGAACGAGCUUGUUCCCUCUUCCAUGGGACAGCCCUUGAGAUAUUUGAAGGUGGCUAUCCUAUCUCCUCUCAGUCUUCCUCUUUCCCAUACUCAGCAUACUUCUACCACAGAAAUUUGAGAGAGUGGCCAGGAUACCUGAUAAUGUUUUACUGAUUGCAUUACCUGGGCAGUCUGUCCAUUCUUUUGAGAUGGUAAAUGCUUUUGUUCUAGAAUCCAGGUCACAGGCCACCCUUUCCUGCACAAAAAUGCCCUUAAGACAGGCAUCCCCAAACUUCAGCCCUCCAGAUGUUUUGGACUACAAUUCCCAUCAUCCCUACCACUGGUCCGCUUAGCUAGGGAUUAUGGGAGUUGUAGGCCAAAACAUCUGGAGGGCCGUAGUUUGGGGAUGCCUGAAAUAGAGGAAAUAUUUAGAGACAUUAGGGGAGCCAAGAUGGUUUUUUGGGAUUGUUUUGUGUGCUAAAAUAAUGUGUGAUUUUCUCAAGGGAAUAAUUCUUAAAAUUUGAAGGACAAAGAAGAAGAAGAGUUUGGAUUUGAUAUCCCGCUUUAUCACUACCCGAGGGAGUCUCAAAGCGGCUAACAUUCUCCUUUCCCUUCCUCCCCCACAACAAACACUCUGUGAGAUAUCAAUGACAUCUUAUAAACGAUUAAGCCGUUAUGAAGCCCAGCGAACCCCCAGCAAUGCACCGGCUCGAGUUAGGGUUUGUGUGCGAUUGCGGCCAAGCGUGGGAACAGGAGAGGGAAAGGAAGCCCCUUGUGUACGUGGCGUGGACUCCUGCUCCCUGGAGAUCCUGAACGUGAGAAAUAAUAUGGAGACAAUGAAAUACAAAUUUGACGCUUAUUACAGUGCAACGGCCACGCAGUAUGAUGUCUACAUGGGGUCAGUUCAGCCUAUCUUGCACCAUCUGCUGGAAGGGCAGAAUGCCAGCAUCUUGGCAUAUGGGCCUACCGGAGCAGGAAAGACGCACACCAUGUUGGGGAGUCCGGAGCAGCCGGGGGUGAUUCCAAGAGCAGUUCAGAAUCUCUUGCAGAUGACAAGGGAUGCUUCGGGGGAUGAGCGAAAGUACUCAGUCUCUAUGUCAUACCUGGAAAUCUACCAAGAGAAGGUCUUGGACCUCCUAGAGCCCUCCCUCCGUGACUUGCCAAUCCGGGAGGAUCAAAACCACCACAUUCUGGUGCCUGGUCUGACGGAGAGAGAAAUAACCAACUUCUCAGACUUUGAGAAACAUUUCUUGCCUGCCAGCAGCAACCGUACAGUGGCAUCCACACAGCUGAAUCAUCGCUCGAGCCGCAGUCACACUGUCCUGCUGGUGUACGUGAGCCAGACCCAGGGCUGGCCACCAUAUGCCCAGCGGGCUGCCAAGCUUUGCCUUAUCGACUUAGCCGGCUCGGAGGACAACCGGCGGACAGGCAACAGAGGGGUGCGCCUGAAGGAGAGCGGGGCCAUCAACACGUCACUCUUUGUGCUUAGCAAGGUGGUCGAUGCCCUCAACAAGGGGCUGCCUCGUGUACCCUACAGAGACAGCAAACUCACUCGCCUGCUGCAGGAUUCUUUGGGUGGAAGUGCUCACAGCCUGAUCAUUGCAAAUAUCGCCCCUGAGAGGAAGUACUACUAUGACACGCUCACAAGCCUCAACUUUGCUGCCAAAUCCAAGCAAGUGGUGAACAAACCCUUCACGCAAGAAACUCUGCUGGAUGUCGCAGCAUCGAAAAGACCAUGCCCAGCUUCUAGUGAUGCAGGCCCUGAAGCCAAGAGACCUUGUCCAGAGGAGGAACAGCCCAGCUUGGUUGAAGAGAAGCCAUUCAGUUCCCUCCUGCCAAUGGAGAAUCUUGAGCCGGCCUUGGCUGAAAAGCUGCUGCACUUGGAGGCCUUGGAAACACAGCAGGCAGGGGCAAAGAGUUGUGCGUUGCCCCUCCUCAACACCCCACGCAGGGAGCGGCUGGAAUUGCGGAGGCUGCUGGAUGAGACUCGGCGUGAGCUGGAGAGGCUUAAGAAGCAGCAGCUGGAAAUGGAAACCAAGGUUCUGCAGGACAAAAAGCAUGGACAUGGGCCAUGGGUGCCUUUCAAACACCAAGGACCAGUGGUAUUGCCCUUCAAGCAAGUGCAGCACCCGGAGAACUCUGCGAACGAAGAUAGCAUCAUCAUUGUAAAGCAAAAGAAGGGAGGUCGAAAGAAGAAGGAUUCGGCCCCUGGCUCUGAAAACAAGGUUCCCUCUAAGUGGGAGAUGGUGGUUCGGCCUGAUCUGAUGGCCCGCACCAAGGAGAACAUCCUGGCUGUCCUGAACACAGGCUCUGUGAAGGAUCUCAUGGCCCUGCACCAGAUUGGCAAGAAGAAGGCUCAUCGCAUUAUGGCCUGGAGAGGAGAGCAUGGGUCCUUUGAAAAGGUGGAGGACCUUGGGAAAGUCGACGGCAUCUCUGCCAAACAAGUAGCUUCUUUUCUGAAGGUAAAUAUCCUGACCAACAUUGGAAAUCUUGAGUAACUGGAUUGGUUCUGGAAAGCAUCUUCUCCCUACAUUAUUAUUUUUUUAAUCUAAAUUGUAUUUUAAUCAAUUGUUUUUUCUUUUAUGUUUUAUUGUAAUGGUAAUUUUAUUGAUGUCAGCCGCCAUGAGCCCAGCUCUCACUGGGGAGGCUGGGGUAUAAAUAAAAAUUUAUUCUUAUU